Molecule: messenger RNA, 4518 nt
Organism: Polypterus senegalus (gray bichir)
Lineage: Eukaryota; Metazoa; Chordata; Cladistia; Polypteriformes; Polypteridae
Gene: lemd3
Product: LEM domain containing 3
Exons: 13
Coding region: 41-2665 (874 amino acids)
Biological process (GO): negative regulation of BMP signaling pathway; nuclear envelope organization
Cellular component (GO): nuclear inner membrane
Molecular function (GO): chromatin DNA binding
Source: RefSeq, a predicted model, not a curated record
CACUUCCUGCAGAGCCCUGUGCAAUUGUCGAGGGCAAAUAAUGGCGGCUGCGCAGCUAACGGAUGAAGAGCUCUUAGCUGAACUUAAGCGACUCGGUUGUUCCCCCGGUCCGGUUACCGAGAGCACUCGACCGGUAUAUUUGAAAAAGUUGAAGAAGCUACGAGAAGAGCAACAGAAGGGUAGUAGGGCGAACAAAACGAGAAGCGUCGGCGCGGCGGGAGCGUCUGCGCCUGGAGCCAGGCCGGCCAGCCGUGACGUCACCCGCAUGAGCGCCAGCGGCGGCAGAAGCUCUGGAGGUCGGCUGGCGCUCAACAAAGAGUACUUGGAGACAGCGAGCAAACCGCUUUUGGGCUUUAGCUCGGACGAGUCGGAUGCAGAGGUGAACCAGAAGGGCGACCUGAACAGCACAUCUAGUCGAAGAAGAGAUCGGUCGUCAGGGCAGCAUCACUACCACCAUUACUACUACGAGCAGCUUAGGCCGGCGUUCCCCAGCAACAGAAACCAAAGGCUGGACGUGAGUAGCGAUCCAAACUUUGAUAAUUUAGAAGGGAAGAAGAGCAGGGAAGGGAGCCCAUUCUGGUUGGGAAAGAGAAAAUGCACUACGGACUUAUUUUACAGUACGGAGCCUUUAGUCAACGGUGAGAUCAACGAGGAAGAUGAGCGAGAGCAACGAAACGGCCGUGGGCUCAAUAGCAGUCGGUUCGUGUACAGUUGCAGCAAGCCGCAGGAGGAAUACUCCGACUCGGAGGAGGAUAGGGAUGAAGAGGAUGACAUGCAGAAGCAGCACCACCCCCGUAGUCGCCGUCUGAGUCCCAGACGGAGCCUGACUCCUUCCGAGCUGUCUGCUCAUAAAAGUGCCAGGGGGUUGGAGAACUGCCAGGAAAGAACAGGAGGCGGCGUGAGCGCAAUGCGCGACAAGUAUCCUGAAAGGAGUCUAGACGAGGUGGAGAGUAUAGACUGGCGGGGGUCCGCUAUAGGCAGUAUUAGUGAGAGUGCCAGUCGCCGCCCCCCCUACUCGGAGAGAAAAGCUGACUUGCCGUCGAACGUAAUGCUGAGCAGUCCGACUCUUGACAGUAACCAUGUGGAUCUUGGAAGUUACUCUUCAUUCACAAAGCCCAGAGUGUCCAUAUACAAUAGUUUCAGCGGCGCCACCACUACGACCACCAGCAGCAGUUGCGGUAAUGCUUCAGUUCGCACUAAUCACUCGAAUCAUACCAUCUCCAACCACGUAACGUGUAAAGUCCCCCAGAGCAAGAAACUGACUGAGCCGGAAGAGGAGCUCCUGCAGCAGUUUAAAGGGGAAGAGGUGUCCGCCACCAGUGGGGUCAGCGCCCACUACCUGUCAAUGUUCCUUUUAACUGCCGCUUGCCUUUUUUUCGUCUUGUUGGGUCUUCUGUACCUAAGGAUGAGAGGCUCUGGAAGCGUCGAAACGGCCGUGGCAAUUAAGAGUCAUCCUUUUGGAAGUGAUUUUGACAGAUCAUAUGGGGAUAAAGAAAAAUCUGCAAUAUUAAACAUUUUGCUUCACCUCCAUGAUCAUUUAGCAAAGAUUGCAGGUGAACAUGACUGUGGAGAUCAUUUAUAUAGCGGGAGCAGAAAUCUGACCUUUAAGGAGGCUUCUGAUUUUUUAUCUGUUCAGAAUAUUUCUUCUGAAGAAAACCUUUCUGCUGCUCUGGAGUGGAUUAUUAAAAGUGGAGAAAGUGCAGCAGGAAUAAGGUUGAUUGGGAGAACCCAGGAUGAAGACGUAAAAGUUGUUUCUGACAUUAAAUAUCUGGAAUCUACACAUCCUAAUAUGUCUUUUAUAUGUCGCUUCCGACGUGCAUUUGUUGUUGUAAUUCACAGAAUGCUGCUUUUUGUCUUGGGCAUUGGAAUUGUUUUGUGUAUUUUGUGGUACAUGAAAUACCGAUGGAAAAAGGAGGCUGAAGAAACCAAACAGAUGUAUGACAUGGUGGGAAAAAUAAUAGAUGUGCUAAGAAGUCACCAUGAAGCAUGCCAGGAAAAUAAAGAUUUGCAGCCUUACUUGCCUAUUCCGCAUGUUCGAGAUUCCCUUAUUAAACCUCAAGACAGAAAGAAGAUGAAAAAGGUCUGGGAUAGAGCUGUACAUUUUCUUUCUACAAAUGAAUCUCGUAUGAGAACACAAACAGAAAGAAUAGGUGGUGCUGACUUCCUAGUCUGGAAAUGGAUUCAGCCAUCUUUAGCUUGUGACAAAAUACCAUCUAAAGUUUGGCAAGGAAAAGCCUUUCCACUGGACAAGAGAAAUUCCCCACCUAACAGUUUAACACCUUGUUUAAAGAUACGGAACAUGUUUGAUCCUGUUAUGGAAGUUGGAGAAACAUGGGAUUUGGCUAUUCAUGAAGCUAUACUGGAAAAAUGCAGUGAUAAUGAUGGCAUUGUUCAUAUUGCUGUGGAUAAGAAUUCUCGAGAGGGCUGUGUAUAUGUUAAAUGUUUGUCAGCUGAACAUGCUGGAAAAGCUUUUAAAGCAUUACAUGGUUCCUGGUUUGAUGGAAAAUUAGUAACAGUAAAGUAUCUUCGACUAGAUCGAUAUCAUCAACGUUUUCCCCAAGCUUUAAACUGCAGCACUCCUCUUAAACCAUCAGACAACUUUCUGAACACUGUCUCACACUUGCGUCACAGGACCAGCACAAUCAACUCUGUGGCAAAGUCAUGAGAACUGGCUAAUGCCUGUACACUGCUGUAGGACAAAAUGGACUCUUGUCUUCCUUUUUAUGCAAUUUUUUCUAUAGACUCCUGGGGCCAUUUGAAGAUAUCUGCAGCUUAAUAAAUGAUUAUAAAAUGUAAAAAAUAAACUCAAUUCAAUACUCAUAUUCAUUAUAUGUUAAAAGAAAAAAGCAAAAAAAAAAAAAAUCAUACAAGAGACACACCCCCUCCUCUAUUCCCACUUGAGAGUGUAGUUAAAUAUUAGGCUUCCCUAUCACUCACUUUUAACUACUACUUUUACUACUGGCCUCAAAAAUGAACUGUCUUAACUCAGCUGUGUUUGUGCAUGAGCUGGUUAAAAUAUUGCCCCUAUUUAAGCUUUAAAGUGUAUAAUAAUGUGGAUAUUUAUUAUUUUCUACAGCUGUUUUGGGGGACAUUGUCUCAGUAGUAUUACUAUUAUUUUUUUAAGGCAUGCACAAGCAGUUAGAUGCAGUGCUGUAUGUAAAUUUUGGUGGUGGCUGUAUCUUUUAAAGUGUCUAACUAAGCUUCCUGUUCAUACUGUGCAGCACACUUAGCCAAAUAGGCAGCACCUGUAUUUAGAGGUGAAAUAGACACAUUUUGUAAUGACUGAUUAUUCAGGCAUUUUUUGUGGGGAUGGGUGGGGGUGGGAAAGCCAUCACAUUUUUUGUGUUUAAAUGCUGACAUUCAGCAAGUAGAAGGACAGCAAAAACAAGAUACUAGCAAUAAGGGUAGUUGUCAGACUAUCUGUAUUUUUAGUCCUUGUUUUCUUGCAUUAAUUGAACUGCCAUUAUCAUUACAUGGCAUUCAUUUGUUUUAAAUACAGAUGACUACUACCAACAUGACAGAUAAUUAAAUAUAGCUGCCUUCUGAUUAAAACAGAUAUUACUCUAAAUCUUGGGGUAGGAUAUUUUUUAACUUGUAUAAAUAUUCUGAAUUAAAAAAAACUAAGGUUUAUUUAAUUCAUAAAUCAUUUCACAAAGGAACAUUUGUCCUGAUUAUGGCAAAACGUAUUACAAGUGCAAUCCAAAUGCUUUGAUUUGUGAUUAAGGUAAGCUGCUGAAUUUUGGUUGUAGUUCAUUUCAGGGUUAUAUUAGAAUUUACUCAUUUUUUGUUUACGUUUGAUAAUCUUCAUUUGUAAGAAACAUUACAAUGAAGCAGAUGUAAAGAGAGGAAUUUGACGUUACACAUUAGUUAAUUGUAUGGCUGUUUUAAAAUAAAAAAUUUCCAUUGUGUACUGGCUAUUUACAGAGCUAAGAUGUACAAAACAAUGCACAUUGUUACUAAAAAUAAACCUGAUGCACACUCUCCCACAGCAGAAAACCUUUUUGUGCCUUAACUAUGUGCUUUUUAAUGGCACUGCUUACUUGAGAAUGUAUUUGGUUUAUUAAAACUAUUCAGAAGCAAAUUUUGUUGCACAGAGCUCAUUGUGUAUAAAAUAAUUUUCACCAGAGGAAUCUUGCUGUAUUUUUUGUGUGCAUCAUGGUUAUGUUUAUAUUUUUGUAGAUUUAGCUUGAAUUCGGUGCACCUGAAUUUUCUAAAAACCUGUUGCAAGAGUGAAUGUAAAAUAUUGAUGUCAUUUUUCCAAUGGCAGAGCUUGAUUUUAGCUGCAUCUUUACAUUUUUCUGCUUCUAAUGUAUUUUAUGUAAACACUGUACAUUUAAAGAAUUGUAAUAUGUACUAUUAUGCAGCGUAUUUUCCAUUAAAAAGACCAAUGCUCCUACCUGCAUAACAGAUGGGAAAUUGUAUAAUAGCCUGACAUUUAAAAAGUUCAGAUGUUUUAAUGUAGUUUGUCACUUGUCUUGUAAAAUCAAUCUAAUUAAAGAUUUAUUAGGGGUUUUUAAA